UUUCGCGCCAUUCGGGACCGCGAGCAUUGUGGGAUAGCGGCUGGAGGAACCGCGGCGCUCCGGUUCUUUGUUGAUAAACCGGGUUUAUAGAGUUUCAGCGCGGAGAGAAGCGGGAGGAAUGCGGGGAAACGGGUCGGAUUCCGGGCUCGGUGGGCCGGAGGACGGAGGGCUGAUCCGGGAGCGGCUGGAGGCGCUGUGUCAGGAGCUGAACAUGGACGAGGAGACCGCGGAGGAGGCUCUGGAGAACUUCACCUCCAUCUGGAACACCUACACCCUGGAGGGUGAGGUGGUUCACUGGCUGGCCUGUGCUCUGUACGCUGCCUGUAGAAAGGCUUCUAUUCCCACUGUGGGGAGAGGACUGGUGGAAGGAAACUGCGUCUCCCUCACCAGGAUACUGCGCUCCUCCAAACUCAGCCUGAUUCAGUUCUUCAGUAAGAUGAAGAAAUGGGCGGACAUGUCGAACCUCCUGCAGGACUUCCGGAACCGAAUCAGCCACCUGGAGAGGAAUUUUGAAGUGUCCACUGUGAUUUUCCGUAAAUUUGAGCCCAUCUUUCUGGACAUGUUUCAGAAUCCUCAGGGUGAACCCCCCCGCGUGCCGAGAGGCAGGAAGCACAGGCGCCUUCCGUGUCACAUCAGUGACGUUUUUAAAUUCUGUUGGACUCUCUUCGUGUACACUAAAGGUAAUUUCCGUAUGAUCGGAGAUGAUCUGGUGAACUCUUACCAUCUCCUCCUCUGCUGUCUGGAUCUGGUGUAUGGUAACGCUCUACUCUGCGCCAAUAAGAAGGACCUUGUCAAUCCGCUUUUUAGAGGUUUUCCAAAGGAUUCUGUGAGUUCAGAAGAGCCUCCUUCAGUGAUUGAGGAGCUGUGUGAACUCCACGAUGGUCUGGUUGUAGAGGCGAAAGGAAUAAAGGAGCAUUAUUUUAAACCCUACAUCAGACGAUUGUUUGAGAAAAGAAUUCUGAAAGGAGAUGAGGAGACCCUGACUGAGUUGCUGGAUACUCCCAACUUCCAAGAUAAUAAUAAAGCUAUAAAUCGUGAGUAUGAGGAGUACGUCCUGACCGUGGGGGAUUUUGACGAGCGAGUGUUUUUGGGCGCUGAUGCCGACGAGGAGAUCGGAACUCCACGUAAAACAGCCGCCGAGCCUCCGCCCGGCCAGCUGACCGCCCGCAUGCAGGUGGAGAACAACCUUCAGCAGCACUUUGAGAAGACGCGCUCUCUGGCUCCCUCUACUCCUCUCACAGGGCGGAGAUACCUCAAGGAGAAGGAGCUGCUCAUCACUCCGGUCUCCUCUGCGACUCAGAGCGUCAGUCGACUGCAGAGCAUGGUGACCGGCCUUCGUAACGCCCCCAGCGAUGCCCUGCUGCAGAUCUUUAGCUCUUGCUCUCGCUGCCCCACUGAUAUGAUCUUAAAUCGAGUGAAGACUCUGGGAGAGACCUUUAAAGAGAAUUACACCAAACAAACGGAGGAUCUUCCAGGAGCUCACAUAGAUUUUGCUGAGAACCGCCUGAAGCUAGCGGAGAUCCUGUACUACAAGAUCCUUGAGAGCGUCAUGACCCAGGAGACGAAGAGACUUCAGGGUAAAGACAUGACCGGUCUGUUGGAGCAGGAUGUUUUCCACUGCUCUCUUCUAGCCUGCUGUCUGGAGGUGGUGCUAUUCGCCUACAGCUCCCAGCGAACCUUUCCCUGGAUCAUAGAGACCUUCCACCUCCGGCCCUUCUACUUCUACAAGGUGAUUGAGGUGUUUAUCAGGUCGGAGGAGGGUCUCUCCAGAGACAUGGUGAAGCACCUGAACACUAUAGAGGAGCAGGUGCUGGAGAGCAUGGCCUGGACUAAAGACUCAGUGCUGUGGGACACCUUACACAACGCUAACAAUAAAGUCCCUACUGUGGAGGAGGUGAAUUUUUCCAGUAGUUUUGAUGCAGGCAGCAGCAGCAGCAGCAGCUCUGGAGGCCCAACUCAUCUUCCUCUGGUGGCUUUAUCUCCUAUAAUCCACCCUCGCCUCCGAGAGGUUCGCACCGCCCUCGGCUCCAGCGCACGCAAAGACGUCCCUUCUUCUCCGAUCUCCGCUCACGAUCGCUUCAGUUCUCCGACAGCAGGCAGUGUGAAAAGGCGGUUGUUUGGUGACGAUCCUCAGCCUCUUUCUCCAGUGAAGAAAAUCUCCUUUACUCCCAUAAAACUCAUUCCCAGCCCGUCUACAGAAAACAGCCAGACUGCAAACACGACUACCGUCCUCUCCAUGUCCGCUCCUAACGGCCAGCAGCUCAACAUUCCCCUGCCAGUGGUGAAGAGUGAAAUGGGAGGAAUCACUGUGAUCCAGGUCCAGGCCAGUGACCUGAACCCCCUCACCACUCAGGUGCUGCUCGCCUCCCCCACCAGAGCCCCAGCCCCGCCCCCCACCACAGACACCCAGCAGCAGGCCAGCAGACCGCGCCGCACCGGCUCCCUCGCCCUCUUCUUCCGCAAGGUGUAUCAUUUAGCGAGUGUGCGGCUGAGGGACCUGUGUCUGAAGCUGGAUAUCUCUGCAGAACUGAGGGGUAAAAUCUGGACGUGUUUUGAGCACUCGCUGGUCCACUGCACAGAUAUGAUGAAGGACCGGCACCUGGAUCAGCUGCUGCUCUGUUCUGUCUACAUCAUCUCCAAGAUCUCUAAAGAGGUUCACACUUUCCAGGACAUUAUGAAGUGCUACCGGAGUCAGCCACAAGCCACCAGCCACGUGUACCGCAGUGUGCUGAUAAGAAGACGGAUCAGAGAACAGCAGGCUGAUGAGAACAUGGAGGUGGAUCCGCCAGCAGAUGAGUCCAAUGACAGGACGGAGCUCGCUGCCAGAGCAGAGGCCGACAGCGAAUCAGAAGAGGACAGGGGUGAUCUAAUCCAGUUUUACAAUUCUGUUUACGUCAUGAAGAUGAAGACAUUUGCACUUAAAUAUGCACUUUCAUCAGCUGAUAACAGGAUGGAAGCUCCUCCAUUAUCUCCGUUCCCCUCGGUGCGAGCUCAGCCCCUCUCCCCGCGCCGAAUCUCUCAGAGACACUCCAUCUACCUCUCUCCUCACAAGAACGGCUCCUGCCUCACCCCCAACUCCGCCUACACCUACAAGUUCAGUGGCAGCCCCUCGAAGGAGCUGAGUGAUAUUAACCGGAUGAUCCGGCAGGGCGGCGUGAGCAAGAAGCGAGCGUUCACCAUGGAGGGAGACGAAACUGAGUCUCCUACUAAACGUCUGAACCAGGAGAGCGAGGAUGUCCUGCUGAAACGUCUGCAGGACGUGGUCAGUGAGAGAGCCAAUCACUGAUCAAUAACUGAUCACAAUCGCAGACCAGAGACGAUUCCUCACUCGCCCCUCACACACACAGAGAGAGAGAGGGAGAGAGAGAGAGAGAGAUUUGACAUUGCCAGACACAAUCUUUUUAACAUUUUUAAUCACAAACCAGCAGCUGAUAUCUGACCAAUCAGAGCCUUCUGGCCACACCCACUCAGAACUGGGCCGUGCACUGAGCCCAAUAAUCAUUAAUCAUGACUGAUAGUUCUUUAUAAAAGCCCACAGUGGCUCUGUGAUUGGUCAGAACUUUACUCAGGUGAUCAUUUCAUCAAUUUCAUCAGAUCAUUUCAUCCACUCGCUCACUGUGUAACCAAAGACCACCCUCACCUACUGUCCAUAAGUCUGUAGACACCUGCUUUUCCAUCAUUUCUUCUAAAAUUAAGGGAUUUAUCCAUGAAUUUGCCUCUUCUGGUAAGAUUUUAUACUAAAAACCAUUGUGAUACAUAAAGAUGUUUGGUUUUUUUAUAUAUUAACUCAUCCCAAAUGCAGCCAGACAUCUUUUAAUAAGUGAUUUAAUACGUUAGGUGUUGGAAGUGUGCUUCUCUACUUUUGCCCUAUAGCUAUAGGCCCAAUCCCAUUUCUAAUUUCAAAUUUUUGUACCCUACCUCUUGUUUUUGAGUGUAACCCUUCUUCCCAUUGGAACUACAAGAGGAGAGGAAUUAAAUCCUCCAGCUAAUAAAAUAAUUGUGAAACUCUUCUUCAAGAACCUGAUACAGAUACAGAUACAGAUGUAGUUAUAGCAGUGGAGCGCUAAAGUUCAGCAACCUAACUGCUGCUGCUGAUUAACUAGUUAACUUUAUGGUUAUAUAUAUAUAUA
This is a messenger RNA of Astyanax mexicanus (Mexican tetra), 4130 nucleotides long. It is a transcript of the gene rbl1, whose product is annotated as retinoblastoma-like 1 (p107). Bases 119 to 3286 code for a protein of 1055 amino acids. The transcript is spliced from 22 exons. The record is from RefSeq and is a predicted model, not a curated record. Lineage: Eukaryota; Metazoa; Chordata; Actinopteri; Characiformes; Acestrorhamphidae. Gene Ontology annotation, biological process: negative regulation of G1/S transition of mitotic cell cycle; cell differentiation; regulation of transcription by RNA polymerase II. Gene Ontology annotation, molecular function: RNA polymerase II transcription regulatory region sequence-specific DNA binding. Gene Ontology annotation, cellular component: transcription regulator complex; nucleus; chromatin.